Messenger RNA from Coregonus clupeaformis (lake whitefish), 1239 nucleotides. RefSeq names its product kelch-like protein 26. Bases 1 to 1239 code for a protein of 412 amino acids. Lineage: Eukaryota; Metazoa; Chordata; Actinopteri; Salmoniformes; Salmonidae. Gene Ontology annotation, molecular function: protein binding. The record is from RefSeq and is a predicted model, not a curated record. The transcript has 3 exons.
AUGUUCCAAACCCUGCAGCAGCUCAGGGACUCCUCUCUCCUCACUGACCUGACUCUGAGCACUGAGGAUGGGCAGCGUCACCACGCGCACUCCCCUGUCCUGGCUGCUGUCAGCUCCCUCGUACACCAGAGACUGCAGGAGAGGGAUGAGGAGAUGGAUAAGAGGAGGGAGAGGAGAGAUAUUGACAUGUAUAUAAAGACAGUGAUAUCCAUCAGUCUGGGUCCUGAAGUGGGGUGUGUGGGGCUGGCAGGGGUGCUUGAGUUUGCCUACACUGGGACCAUAGCAGCUCUGAACAGAGAAACACUGGCCCAGAUACAGACUGCAGCUACAACACUAGGGGUCCCCAGAGUUCUAGAACUCUGCAGUGAAGAGGAGGAGAAGAUGAAGAGGGGAGAGAAGAAGAGGGCAGAAGAAAAUAAGAGAUCUGCUGAAGAACAGAUGAAGGUCAGUCUUCAGUCCAUCAGACAGUUGUGGGCAGAGAGAGUGGGCUGUGAUGUGGAGCUGGAGGUUGGUGGGACAUCAUUUCAUGUCCACAGAGUGCUCCUGUCUGCCAGUAGUGACUACUUCCGGGGAAUGUUCACCAGCGGGAUGAAGGAAUCCCAGCAGCCCUGUGUGGCCCUUCCCUUCCUGGAGGCCUCUGAGCUGGAGGCCCUGAUUGACUGCUCUUACAGCGGGUCCCUCCCCCUCUGCUGGGGACGUGUCUUUGAGAUCACCUGCAUUGCCUUCCAGCUCCAGUUCCAGCCCGCCCUCUUGCUGUGCCUUGACUUCCUGGAACAGGAAAUGGACGCCCACUCCUGCCUGGACGUGGCAUCUUUCGCUGAGGCUUAUGGGAUAACGGAACUCCUCGAAGUGGCCAACGACUUUGUCCUGAGACACUUCCAAAAUGUGGCAGCCACCCCUAAAUUCCAAGACCUGCCAGUUAAGAAGCUUAGAAAAUACCUGAAAAGCAACUCCCUCUUUGUACCCUCAGAGCUUGUGGUCUUCAAGGCAGUAGUGGUCUGGAUCGAGGCCUGUCCCAGUCAAAGGCUUAAAUUCACCAAAGAGCUGGUGAAGAACAUCCACUUUCCCCUCAUGACCUUCACGGAGUUCAGUGAAGUUAAAACCGCAAAACUGUGGACUGAAUGCAACAUGAAACAUCUCUACAUGACUAUACUGGAGGACUUUCGCUCCUAUCACGUUACACCUUGGAGCCUGUGCAGGGUCUACCAGCCCAAGGACAGUCUAGUCUUGGCAUUGUGA